Messenger RNA from Knipowitschia caucasica, 1278 nucleotides. The record is from the annotation of a GenBank genome assembly. NCBI's taxonomy places the organism in Eukaryota, Metazoa, Chordata, Actinopteri, Gobiiformes, Gobiidae.
AUGAUCUCCUACUACCACAGCGGGAAGGACGCGGACAUCGCCGCCAUGAGAGAGCCGCUGUGCCUUGAGAGAGAUGUGUGCAGGGUGGUGGAGCUCCUGGAUCGGCUGCAGAGGAGCGGGGAGCUGCCUCCUCCUAAACUCCAGGCUCUACAGCGGGUUCUCCAGAGCAAGUUCUGCGCCGCCAUCCGAGAGGUAUAUGAGCAGCUCUAUGACACUCUGGACAUCGUGGGGGGUCCAGAUGUGCGUGCACAGGCUGUGGCCAAGACAAAAUCCGCUCUCUGCCCCUCCCUCCGCUCUCUGCCCCUCCCUCCUCCCUCUGCCCUCCCUCCGCUCUCUGCCCCUCCCUCCCUCCGCUCUCUGCCCCUCCCUCCGCCCCUCCCUCCCCUCCGCUCUCUGCCCCUCCCUCUGCUCUCUGCCCCUCCCUCCCUCCGCUCUCUGCCCCUCCCUCCGCUCUCUGCCCCUCCCCUCCCUCCCUCUGCCCUCCCUCCGCUCUCUGCCCUCCCUCCCUCCGCUCUCUGCCCCUCCCUCCGCUCUCUGCCCCUCCAUCCCUCUCUGCCCUCCUGCCUCUCUCCCUCUGCUCUCUGCCCCUCCUCCUCCGCUCUCUGCCCCUCCCUCCCUCCGCUCUCUGCCCCUCCCUCCGCUCUCUGCCCCUCCCUCCUCUCUCUGCCCCUCCCUCCUCCCUCUGCCCCUCCCUCCGCUCUCUGCCCCUCCCUCCGCCCUCUGCCCUCCAUCCGCCCUCAGGCCACUGUAGCAGCGUUCGCCGCCAGUGAAGGCCACGCCCACCCGCGCGUGGUGGAGCUGCCCAAAACAGACGAGGGGCUGGGCUUCAACAUCAUGGGGGGCAAAGAGCAGAACUCCCCCAUCUACAUCUCCAGGGUGAUCCCCGGGGGCGUGGCCGACCGCCAGGGGGGCCUCAAGAGGGGGGACCAGCUGCUGUCUGUCAACGGAGUGAGUGUGGAGGGGGAGCACCACGAGAAGGCGGUGGAGCUGCUGAAGGCGGCUCAGGGAACAGUGAAGCUGGUCGUCCGCUACACGCCGCGGGUCCUGGAGGAGAUGGAGGCGCGCUUCGAGAAGAUGAGGAGCGCUCGCCGCCGCCAGCACACCACCAGCUACUCGUCCCUGGACCCCACCCCCUCCCCUCUCCAGCCCCACCCCCUCCCCUCUCCAGCCCCACCCCUUCCCCUCUCCAGCCCCACCCCCUCCCCUCUCCAGCCCCACCCCUUCCCCUCUCUAGCCCCACCUCCUCCCCUCUCCAGCCCCACCCCCUCCCCUCUCUAG